GGGAACUCUAGAAUAUUAUCCGGGAUUUCUUCUUUGAUCACGAUGUCCAAUUUGCACAAUUCGUGGGUGGAAGCCUGUAAGAAUGCGUUGGAGUGCAACACAUCCAUUGUAGACAACACUUUGGUUUUGGGAGAGGGAAGUUCGAACUCUGGGGGAGGAAGGCGUCGCUCUCCUAUGUGGACUGUGGAUGAAACGACCACCUUAAUUAAUAUCUGGGGCCAGAAUGAAAUGCAAAGGAGGUUACGAGAAAUGGGCAGAAAUCGUCCAAUUUGGAACGAUAUUGCAAGGGAACUAGAGGACAAUGGCUAUUUUAGAACUUGGGAACAGUGCAAGAGCAGACUACACAAUUUGGAAAGUCGUUAUAAGAAGAUUAAAGACGGGACAGUAAAAAAACAGGCAGGGGAGGGGUUGUGUGGCCUUACUUUGAUAUCCUGGACAAGGUAUGUCAAGUUAAUUAAUAAACUAAAAGAUGGAUUAUUCCUACUAAUAUAUUAAUCAUUCCCACAAAUGAAUGUCAGAUACUAGGGACAAGGAGAUCAGUUGCUCCAGCUGUUCUAAUUGGGAGCAUGCCAGUAGAUGAUGACGGACAAGAAGAAGAUUCCAGGUUUUUCAAAAGUCGACAAGUCUCUUUGUAGUAUUUCCAAUUCUGUUCUUGCUAGUGUGGUGGUGCCUGACAGUGACAAAGAAGACAAUGCCAGUUUUUCUAGCUGCAGGUUAGACAGCGAAGAAAGUACAGUCAUGAUCUCAUCCAGGUCUACAUCUCAUGAGCAGACACCUAUUAGUAGGUCUGGAGUUGAGGAUGAAGAGGAAGGCUGCAAUACAGAAAGGGAUGUUGAUGCCACUGCUGCGUUGAAGAAAGGGAAAGGAAAACGUAAAAGGACUGAUGACACAGGCAGGACUGCGGGACAAAAGAAAAUGAAAGGCAGUGGUACAGAGAAGAAAACAAGGAAUGAGCACCUCGUACAAUUACUGACCACUAAACUCAAAGAGAUGGAUGAUGAUAUGUUGGAAAAGGAGGCAGCAAGAAGAGAGAAGGAGGAGGAGAGUAGAAGGCAGUGGGAGGAAGAACAGGAUAACAAAAGAAUGACAUUCAUGAAGGACAUUAUGCAUGGCUUGUUUGAAGCCAUGAAGAAAUAAACCAUUAAAGUGUUU
Molecule: messenger RNA, 1152 nt
Organism: Corticium candelabrum
Lineage: Eukaryota; Metazoa; Porifera; Homoscleromorpha; Homosclerophorida; Plakinidae
Exons: 2
Coding region: 577-1137 (186 amino acids)
Source: RefSeq, a predicted model, not a curated record